UCUCUUAAUGAUAAGGGCGAAGUUGAAAUAUUAGAAGGGUUUAUUGAUUUUUCAAAUAAUUUAGCUUUAGAAUAUUUAGGAAAUUGGUCAAAAAUCUCUGAUUUGAAUACUCAAAAAAUUGAACAAAAGGAAAAGUAUGAAAAUCAAAUAGCAGAAUUGGAACUAAAAAAUGAAAAGUUAGAAACAAAGGUAAAAGAGUUAGAUGAUAAG
This is a messenger RNA of Funneliformis geosporum, 210 nucleotides long. The record is from the annotation of a GenBank genome assembly. Lineage: Eukaryota; Fungi; Glomeromycota; Glomeromycetes; Glomerales; Glomeraceae.